Messenger RNA from Babjeviella inositovora NRRL Y-12698, 519 nucleotides. RefSeq lists its product as uncharacterized. Bases 52 to 396 code for a protein of 114 amino acids. The transcript has a single exon. NCBI's taxonomy places the organism in Eukaryota, Fungi, Ascomycota, Pichiomycetes, Serinales. The record is from RefSeq and is a predicted model, not a curated record.
AAAGAGGUGACUGUAAAGUAAGUUACUGAUCUUGGGAAUGGUCGAAAGAGGAUGGCCAUGCUAACGUGGUAUAGUCACACGGAAAAUCGGGUGGCAGUCCUUGAGCAAUCACGGUGGUGGGGAUUCAAACCACCAAUAAUUAACCCAAGUGGUCCAUCUACGUGUUUUUGGCAAAAAUGGUGUCUUAGUAGCCAUGCUUAUAAAGUUUAUUCAUUAGAGCCCAACCGGCGCAACCUCCAUGCCCCUGGUUCAAGUGGUGCCUGGAUUAUGUGGGGAAAUCGGGGCUUCGUCAAGGCUUAUCUUAUCUGCUUGCAUCAGCACACCGGCUCCAACUUGAACCCAGGGUUCUACAAGGAAAACAACCAACGGAACACAGAAACACCAAUUUUUUUUUAAAAAGAAGGCUACGCCUGAUUAAAGAGCUAAAUUAAAUAUAUCCGGACCGUACCAGAUCCGAACAUAACAUCGGCACGAGGUUUAUGUCCGAUCAGCAAAUAUGGACAUGCGGGUUCAAGCUUG